GUUAAUCUAAAGAGGGCUGUUUAAUGUGACGUCAAACACACAAAGCCAUCUAUGGUAGUGCUUUCUCAUUUCAAUCAGCCUAUAGUCAGCAGAGCGGCGGCACAAAACCACCACAAAGUGACAAAAAUGAAUGUGGAACAUGAAGUUACACUGCUCGUUGAUGAGAUUCGUCGACUGGGCAGUAAAAACGCAGAUGGGAAGACAAGCGUCAAAUUUGGAGUCUUGUUUAAUGAUGACCAGUGCGCCAACCUCUUUGAAGCUCUGGUCGGAACGCUGAAAGCGGCCAAGCGAAAGAAGAUCAUCACAUUCGAAGGCGAGCUCUUAUUGCAAGGAGUUCACGACAAUGUGGAUGUCAUUUUACUGCAGGACUGAAUUUAACAGUCUUUUGUAAACCCAAGUACAAAGUUCAAAUGCAUUUUUGACAUCUCAUUGCUACAUUUUGAUAUGGAAAUAUACUUGAGAAUGUAACAUUUUUGUAUACUGGAUUGGAAUAUUUUUAUACAGCAACCUUUUCUCUCUCAGGGGAGUGAUCUGCACAAAGUUUUUGGAAAAGUAGCAAUCUUCCCUGUUCAGACAACUCAUUAAAAUAUCAUAGCGUGCAUGAUCAUGUUACUGGUUUUCCAGGACUGAAUGAAUUCAUCAAACUUUGUUUCAGCCUAAUUUAAAAGAAUAUCCACACAGGUCAUUAUCAGUCUUACAGAUUAUACCUCUGAUGUCCUAUUCUGACUGUAUUGAUUGUAGACUGUAUAAUUGUUGUCUUUUACAGUAAUCAUGAGGUUGUUUGUUUACAGUACCAUUACUGUGAAAUUAUUAAUUUCAGGCAUGGUCACUCAUAUGUGCCAUAACAUCUCAAAAGCUGAUAAACAUAAAUAUUAAGUAACAUUUAUCUGCUGUAUGAUUUUCUGGAAUCAAAUGUUUAAAAAAAGAGUCAAGUUCAACAAAUCAUCAAAGCUGUUCCAGUGUGAUAUUCUGUGUUAUAAAGCUCUUGCAAAAACA
Labeo rohita (rohu) is the source of this 996-nucleotide messenger RNA. RefSeq names its product ABRA C-terminal like (gene abracl). NCBI's taxonomy places the organism in Eukaryota, Metazoa, Chordata, Actinopteri, Cypriniformes, Cyprinidae. The coding region runs from base 52 to 372 and encodes 106 amino acids. The record is from RefSeq and is a predicted model, not a curated record. Gene Ontology annotation, biological process: regulation of actin filament-based process. The transcript is spliced from 3 exons.